Fragaria vesca subsp. vesca is the source of this 5719-nucleotide messenger RNA. Its product is annotated as protein SUPPRESSOR OF npr1-1, CONSTITUTIVE 1-like. Gene Ontology annotation, biological process: signal transduction; defense response. The transcript has 7 exons. Lineage: Eukaryota; Viridiplantae; Streptophyta; Magnoliopsida; Rosales; Rosaceae. Gene Ontology annotation, molecular function: ADP binding. Bases 1 to 5310 code for a protein of 1769 amino acids. The record is from RefSeq and is a predicted model, not a curated record.
AUGUCUGCUGCUGCUGCUGAUUCUUCCUCUUCUUCUUCUUUCCGCCUUCGUGGCAAGUAUGAUGUCUUCUUGAGCUUUAGAGGGUUAGACACUCGCAAGAUCUUUGUUGGUCAUCUCUACGAUGCUCUACAACGGAAAGCACUCGCGGUCUUCAUAGAUACUGAACAGCUUGGAAAAGGCGAUGUUCUUGGGGUGCUACUGAAAGCUAUCGACGCGUCAAAGCUUUCGGUGGUAGUAUUGUCUGAGAACUUUGCCAAUUCCAAAUGGUGCUUACUGGAACUUGAGAAAAUCGUGGAAUGUAUGGAAACAAAGAAUCAUAUAGUGGUUCCCAUCUUCUACCAAGUAGAUCCUGCUGAUGUUCGUUAUGUGAAGGGAAAGUUUAGCAAAGCGUUUGAAGAACUUGAGCACAAGUCCAGAGGGACUGUUGAAGAACGGAAGAGGUGGAAGUCUGCUCUAACUAGAGCUGGCUACAUUAAUGGCUGGGAUUCCCGCAAAUACGAGAAUGAUGUUAAGCUUAUUGAUGAUGUUGUUAAAGAUAUAUUAAAACAGUUGAGCAACAUCCGGGAAAGUAAAUCCAAUGAUGAAUUGGUUGGAAUGGAUUCCCACAUAAGUGAAAUGAAGUCUCUAUUAAGUGAUCAUAAGCCGGGGAAUGUCUGCGUUGUUGGAAUAUGGGGUAUGGGCGGUAUAGGGAAGACAACCAUUGCUAGAGUUGUUUAUGAGGAUAUGUGUGGAGACUUUGAUCACCAUUGCUUUCUUUAUAAUGUCAAGGAAGAUUUCAAGAGAAAAGGUGAAGCAGGAAUGCUGGAAGAACUUCUAUAUAGAAUCUCAAGGGAAAAUGGGCAGCACUUGAGUUCCAAAACGAUAAUGGAAAGGCUCAGUGGGAUAAAACUUUUUCUUGUUCUUGAUGAUGUGGACAGUUCUGAUCAAAUUGAUGCCCUACUUGGAAAACAAUGUUCAUUUGGUCGUGGAAGUAGAAUCAUUAUAACGACCAGAGAUAAGGGCCUACUUAGAGAAUUUGAUGUAUAUGAACCGGCAUAUUUAGAUAAAGAUCAAGCUCUUGAGCUCUUUAAUAAGUAUGCCUUCAGAACAACUGAACCCUCAACAGAGUACGAUCAUCUCUUACAGCGUGCCAUAAAAUAUGCUCAGGGUCUGCCUUUAGCACUUAAAGUCUUGGGAGCUUCUCUCUAUAAAAAAAGUGUACGUGAGUGGGAAGUUGAGUUUGAAAAAAUAAGGAAAUGCCAGCACCUGGGAAUUGAGGGUGUACUGAGGACAACCUUCGAUGGACUAGAUCAUCUACAGAAAACAGUACUUCUAGAUAUUGCAUGUUUCUUUAGAGGAAUGAAGAAAGACUAUGCAACAGAAAUUCUGGAGGCUUGUGGCUUCUUUCCCAUAAGUGUAUUACCAGUACUGGCUGAUAGAGCUCUAGUGACUAGCACUGGAUACUAUGUUGUGCUGACGAUGCAUGAUUUACUAUUGGACAUGGCCUUGGGAAUUGUCCGUAGAGAAUCAAGCCUCAGUAGGUUGACAAGCCCUGAUGAAAUCGAGGAGGUGUUAACUCAAAUUACGGAUACGAAAGCAGUUGUAAGUAUAGACCUCGACUUAUACCCCUUGAAAGGCAUACGCAUAUAUGCUAAAGCUUUUAUUCACAUGACAAAACUAAGACUGCUCAGAAUCCGAUAUAACCGCUCCAUAGACUUUGUUGAUGAUUAUUAUGGUUCACGGGGGGAAUUAUACCAUCUAAUCGAUGACUGUAAACAACAAGUGAGUGGGGAGUUAAAGUUUCUUUCUCAUGAGUUGAGGUGUCUCAUCUGGCAUGGAUGCCCCCUGAAAUCUUUGCCAUCCAAUUUCAACCCGAAGCAUCUAGUUGACCUUGACAUGCGUUCUAGCCACAUCAAACAACUCUGGAAAGGAACUAAGCUGCUGAAAAAGCUGAAAUACAUUGAUUUGAGUCUAUCCCUAUACCUUAAGGAGACGCCAGACUUAACCGAGGCCACAAUUCUUGAGAAGGUAAACCUUGAAGGUUGUACAAGUUUAUUGGAACUUCACCCGUCCAUCUCUAAUCUUAAGAACCUCCUUUUCUUGAGUCUAAAAGGGUGCAAAGAGCUCAAGAUUCUUCCAAACAGCUUCUCUAUGAAAUCUCUUAAGGUCCUUAAUUUUUCUGGCUGCUCAAAUCUCGAGAAAUUUCCUGAGAUUUCAGAAGUUAUGGCAGAGCUACCACAGCUUUGUUUAGAUAAGACUGCAAUUAAAGAACUGCCUUUAUCAAUAGAAAAUCUUAGGGGGCUAGUCACUUUGAGCCUAAAAGAUUGCAGAGAACUUAAGAGUCUCCCUAGCAGCAUUUGUCAACUCAAAUCCCUUAGAUAUGUUACUCUCUCUGGGUGUUCUAAGUUUAAGGUGUUUCCACAAAUUGUGGGGUUAGAAGAUAUGAAAAGCUUAAGAGAGCUUCAUUUGGAUGGAACGUGUAUCAAAGAGUUUCUGCCGUCAAUAUUAGCUCUUAAAGAACUUGUUGUUUUGAGUCUAAGAGAUUGCAAAGAGCUUAAGAGUCUUCCUAAUAGCAUUCAUAUGAAAUCUCUUGACACACUUAUUCUUUCUGGAUGUUCCAACCUUCAGAAGUUUCCAGAGAUUUCAGAAAAAACGCAUAGGCUCUCAGAGCUUCAUUUACAUGAUAUUGCAAUUGAAGAACUGCCGCCGUCAAUUACAAAUCUUUGCCAGCUGGAAUCUUUGAUCCUUAAAGAUUGUGAAAAACUUAAGAGUCUUCCAAGCAGCAUUUAUCAACUUGAGUGCCUCAGUACAAUUACUGUCUCUGGUUGUUCAAAGUUUAAGGUGUUUCCUCAAAAUACAAAUUCUUUGGAAGGACUACAAAAACUAGUUACAUUGAGGCUAGAAGAUUGCGGAGUACUUAGGAGUCUGCCGAGCAGCAUCUGUCAGCUCAAGUCCCUUAGAUAUGUUGCUCUCUCUGGUUGUUCAAAGUUUGAGGUGUUUCCAGAAAUUUUUGAAGAUAUGGAAGAAUUAAGAGAGCUUCAUUUGGAAGGAACGUCUAUCAAGUACCUUUCCCCAUCAAUUCAACGGCUUAAGAGGAUUAUGUUAUUGAACAUGAGUAACUGUAGAAGCCUCAUCUGUCUUCCUGACAAUAUCUGCAAUUUGUCAUACCUUACAGGUCUCACUCUCUCAGGGUGCUUGAAUCUCCAUGACUUGCCCAAGAAUUUGGGAAAAUUAGAAUAUUUGGUGGAUCUUGAAGUACAGGGAAGUGGUAUAAAGCAACCGUUCUCUCUUUUAUAUCCAAAGAAGUCACCUUCAUCAUCAGCCAAUUGCUUGGUUGGCAUGGAUCGCCAUAUAAAGAACAUGCAAGUGCUAUUAUGUCCUGAUCAGGUGGAUGAUGUUUGUGUUGUUGGAAUAUGUGGAAUUGGUGGGAUCGGCAAGACAACCAUUGCUACAGCUGUAUAUGAUGAAAUUGCUUCGCAAUUUGAACACCAUUGUUUUCUUCAGAAUGUCAAGGAAGGUUUCACAAAGCAUAGUGAAGAACAAAUGCAGGAAGAACUUCUGACUAGAAUCUUAAAGGUGAAAGUACAGAGUUUAGGCAUUUUGAAUAGAGGCUCCAAUAUGUUUAUUGAAAGGCUAGGUAUGAAAAAGGUUCUGGUUGUUCUUGAUGAUAUAGACGAUAAAAUCCAGAUUGAAACUUUGCUUGGAAAGCCAUAUUCACUUGGUGGUGGGAGUCGGAUCAUUGUGACUACUAGAAAGGAAGAAAUAUUGAGUGGAUUCAAAAUAUAUCAUCCCCGGCUAUUAGAUGAUGAAGCUGUUGAACUGUUCAGACAUUUUGCCUUCAGAACCAUCAAACGCUCAAGAAAGUAUGAUGUUCUCUCACAUCGUGCCUCAGAACAUGCUGAAGUGCCUUUAGAUCUUAAAGUCUGGGGAGCUUUUCUUUUCAACAAAAGUAUACAUGAGUGGGAAGAUGCCUUGACAGAUAAGCACACAGUUUAUUGGGUGCUAACAACUCACUUUUAUGGCCUACAUUAUUCAGAGAGGAACAUAUUAAUAGAUGUUGCAUGGUUCUUUGAAGGUAUGAAAAAAGAGUAUGCAUCAAAAAUUCUGCACAGUUGUGGCCUCUUUCCCUAUAGCGCAUUAAGAGGUCUAACUGAUAGAUCUCUCAUAUCUAUCUCAGAAAGGGAUGGGACUAUCAAAAUGCAUGAUUUACUGCAUGGGAUUGUUCGGGAUUGCGUUCGCCAUGAAGAUGAACAUGAACCUGGGAACCGCAGUAGGUUAGAGGGUUACCAGGGAAUUAGGUGUCUGUCAACUCAAGAUCAGGUUACUAAAGCAGUUCAAGUUAUAACCCUUGAUCUGUCAAACUCAAAAGAGGUAUACUUCAUCGCAGAGGCUUUUGUUACUAUGAAGAAAUUAAGACUGCUCCAAAUUUAUGAUAACGGCUCCAUUAACUGCAAACAACAUCUGAUUGGAGAGUUUGAGUUUAUUUCUCAUGAGUUGAGGUGUCUCAUCUGGCAUAGAUGCCCCGUAAAGUCUUUGCCAAACAAUUUUAACCCAACGAAUCUUGUCGACCUUGACAUGCGUUUUAGUCGCCUUGAACAACUUUGGGAAGGAACCAAGCCUCUGAAAUACUUGACAUUCAUCAAUUUAAGCCACUCUCAAUAUCUCAAGGAAGUCCCGGACUUGACCACAGCUACAAAUCUUGAGAAGCUAGUUCUUGAUGGUUGUACAAGUUUAAUUGAGGUGCAUCCAUCGAUUUGGGAUAAAAAAAAUCUCAUUCUCUUGAGUCUAAAAGGUUGCAGACAACUUAAGAUUCUUCCAACCAACAUCCAUAUGAAAUCUCUCAAGAUCCUUGAUCUUUCUGGCUGCAAGAAUCUUGAGAAGUUUCCCGAGAUUUCAGAGGUUAUGAUGGAGCUAGAAGAGCUUGGUUUAGAUGAGACUGCAAUUCAAAAACUUCCCUCGUCAAUUGAACGGCUACAGAGGCUUAAUGUAUUAAGUAUGAGAAACUGCACAAGUCUUUUCUCUCUUCCGUACAGCAUCUGUAGUUUGGCACACCUUACAUUUCUCAAUCUGUCAGGGUGCUCAAAACUUUCUGACUUUCCUGACAGCUUGAGGAAUAGACAGUCAUUGACAAUCAGUGGUAUAGAAGAACUCACAUUCGGUAUGAGAAGCAAAGAAAUAGAGAACGAGGUUUCAUCAGACGAGUUCUUCAGUCUCUCCGAGAAUUCAUCAGAGUCGGGGGAAGAGGUUGAUGGAAAAGAAGAGAAAGCGGAGAUGGAGGGGGUAAUGCAAGCAGAUGAUUGCUCCGCAAGAGGAGGGAUGUUGGGUGCCUAACGCUGCUGCUUUAGUUGGCUGCAAGAAGAGAGAGAGACUGAGUCGCCGGUUUCAGGGGAUUGUGUAAGAAUCGUUACAUUAAUUAGCUGUAUAGAUAGGUCUCCACACUUCCCUUUCACUGAAUAUUAUGUCGGUGCUCCUCCCGCUGCCUUGAGGAGUCAACUGCAGCUAUUUUUUUGUUCAUUGAUCGCAAGUAGUCGUUUGAGCAUCUAUAGUACAGUACUCGCCAACAUGCUGCUCCCUCUGUCACCACCAAACCUAUCACUGUUAGAGAAACCUCAAACCACCACCACCCGGCCUGCCACCUCCUCUUCCACCACCUUUGUACCCCUGCACAACUUGUACUGAUGUUAUCUUGUUGAACCGAGUUUCCACUUCUCUGCCGAGUGGCGACAACUCUUUAUCAUCA